CCUCCAACAUUGCAUUUCCAAUGAUGUUCAUCAGAAGGAGCGGUGAAUCAGUAACUGGUAUCAUUAGAAGCCUUACGAUUUUCAGUACCACAGUUUUGCAGGAAGAUGUGGAAAAAAUUUGAAAGCAAUUGAUACAUUAACAUCUGGCAGAGCUCCUUGAUUCAUUGGGACUUGGAUAUCAGCAGCCAUUCAAAUUGAGAAGAAACGUUUGCUUUUGUCUGCUUGAGAGAUUUUGGACACUGGUGUGGCAAGAAGAAUACUGAGACACCCAAGUGAGGGUGUCCUCAGCUUGGGGGAGUCAAAGUCUCAAAACUCAGUGGGGAAAGAUUGUAUACCUGUUCUGUUUGUAAUUUUAAACACAGAGUGACACAAGGAAAGCUCUCCCCAUGGGGAAACCGUGGAAAUGUGGGAACUGUGGGAAAGGAUUCCCUUCCCCCUCGGUGCUGGAAAUUCACAGACGUGUUCACACAGGAGAGAGGCCGUUCAUUUGCCACCGUUGCGGGAAAGGAUUCACUCAGUUGUCUCAGCUGCAGACACACCAGCGUGUUCACACCGGGGAGAAGCCGUUCACCUGCUCAGUGUGCGGGAAGGGGUUCAGGAAUUCUUCCAACCUGCGGGCGCACCAGCGGGUCCACACGGGAGAGAAGCCGUUCAUGUGCUCGGUGUGUGGGAAGGGGUUCGCGGAUUCAUCUGCACUGCUGAUCCAUCAGCGGAUCCACACUGGGGAGAGGCCGUUCACUUGCCCCGAGUGCGGGAAGGCUUUCCAUCGUACAAGCAACUUGCGGAAGCAUGAGCGGGUUCACAAGGGGGAGAUGCCCUUCAGGUGCUCUGAAUGCGGGCAGGGGUUCAGUCAGGUGGGCGACCUGCAGAAUCACGAGCAGGUCCACACGGGGGAGAGGCAACUCGCCUGCUCUGAGUGCGGGAAGGCUUUCGGUCGUGUGGGUGACCUGCGGAGGCACCAGCGGGUCCACACUGGAGAGAGGCCGUUCACCUGCCCUGAGUGCGGGAAGGCUUUCCGUUAUGUCAGUAACUUGCAGACCCACCGGCGGAUCCACACAGGGGAAAGGCCGUUCAUCUGCCCCAAGUGUGGGAAGGGGUUCCGUUAUGUCAAUAACUUGCGGAUCCACCAGCGAGUCCACACAGGGGAGAGGCCAUUCACCUGCCCUGAGUGUGGGAAGGCCUUCAGUCAUGUGGGCAUCCUGCGGAGGCACCAGCGGGUCCACACGGGGGAGAGGCCAUUCACCUGCCCAGAGUGCGGGAAAGCCUUCUGUCACGUGGAUGACCUGCGGAUCCACCAGCGGGUCCACACAGGGGAGAGGCCAUUCACCUGCUCAGUGUGCGGGAAGGGGUUCAGUCAUGUGGGCAAUUUACGAAAGCAUGAGUGGGUCCACACAGAGGAGAGGCCCUUUACCUGCACUGUGUGCGGGAAGGGAUUCAUCAAUUCUUCCAACAUGCUGACCCACCAGCGGGUCCACACCGGGGAGAGGCCAUUCACCUGCUCUCAGUGUGGGAAGGGCUUCACCCGCUCCUCCUGCCUGCAGAAGCACCAGCGAGUUCAUGUGCCAUUGCAGUGGGAUUGAAGGAGCGAGUGCCAUUAUCAACUGGACUAUCAACCCAGCGCUGGGGACUCCCGGGUUUGCAGGGUAGAUCUGAAGCUGUAACAAAAUUGGGUCGCAAUAAAGGUUACCUAAACUUAC
Molecule: messenger RNA, 1697 nt
Organism: Chiloscyllium plagiosum (whitespotted bambooshark)
Lineage: Eukaryota; Metazoa; Chordata; Chondrichthyes; Orectolobiformes; Hemiscylliidae
Source: RefSeq, a predicted model, not a curated record